This is a messenger RNA of Pristis pectinata (smalltooth sawfish), 807 nucleotides long. RefSeq names its product relaxin-3-like. Bases 1 to 591 code for a protein of 196 amino acids. The transcript has 3 exons. Lineage: Eukaryota; Metazoa; Chordata; Chondrichthyes; Rhinopristiformes; Pristidae. The record is from RefSeq and is a predicted model, not a curated record. Gene Ontology annotation, cellular component: extracellular region. Gene Ontology annotation, molecular function: hormone activity.
AUGCAGGACAUCUUCUCCCCUUCUACCUAUGUCAUUGGUGGCAAUGUGCACCAUGCCUCGGCCUGCACACCCUCCCCCUUGAGAAUGUUCCGCAGCUGCUCUGAGACGUCCUCGACCCUGGCGCUCAGGAGACAUCAGGACAUGCAGAAGCUCUGGUUCACCCUGGCUGUCUGGCUGCUCAUCCCGGACUCCCAGCUGGAGGUGGAAGCUCGGAAUCCCAGUCUCGGUGUCAAACUCUGUGGGAGAGAGUUUAUUCGGGCGGUCAUCUUCACCUGCGGAGGCUCCAGAUGGAAACGGACUGAGAUAAGCCUGCCAGACAUCGCUGACCCCUUCUCCCACCUGCCACAGACCAUGGACGAUGCCAAUACCGACAGCUGGGACCUUGCUGACGAUGUCACCAAUUACAAGCCUGCAACCUGGAGAUUCCUGGUGGGAUUUGGGGAUGAGGGCCGGAGCCGGAGGAGCAUUUCCAAUGACGUUCUGGAAGCUUUGAGGAGCACAGAUAGGAAGGGGAGGGAUGUGGUGGUGGCUCUGUCUAACGCCUGCUGUAAGUGGGGGUGCACCAAGAGUGAGAUCAGCUCACUCUGCUAAGAUCUGUGCCACACCAUUGUUUUCCUCCGCCUCCUGUUCCCUAAUACAUAAGACCCAGAAACUGGCUGGGUUCACACAGACACCUUGCAAGCAAAGUUCCUGCUCCUGAACUCUGGACCACACACAGACACAGCAUGAAAUGUGUGGCAGCCUACUGGAAAAACCAAACCUCAUCAAUUCAUGUUUGAGGGACAGAUGUUUUUAGAAUGACAGAUG